CAGAGCCCUGAGGAAGGGGCCCCUCCCAGCUGGAGUCUCCUGCUCCGCAGAAUCUCCGCGGGCUGGGAGCACUGGUGGGAGUAGACAUGUGCAGGACCAGCUAGAGGGCCGGGGCACUUAAACAUCUGGUCCAAGUGUUCAGAGGCAACGAAAGCUAUGUCUGGAACCAUGACAGCCUCCCGCCUGGACUUUGGCGAGGUGGAAACUUUCCUGGACAGGCACCCAGAGUUAUUUGAAGAUUACUUGCUGCGGAAGGGAAAGCAGGAGAUGGUGGAGAAGUGGCUGCAGAGGCACAGUCAGGGGCAGGGGGCUGUGAGUCCCAGGUCCGCCCUGGUUGACUCCAGUGACUCGGCUCACAGAGGCAGCAGCGGCAUUGGCCGCUGCACUGGACCAGAAGACUCUGCCGUCGGCCAGCCCACUCCACGUGGCGGGGACUGUGGUGGGGUUCCGCUGAGUCCCAGCUGGGCCAGUGACAGCCGGGGCGAUGGGAGCCUGCAGCGGAGAGCUUCUCAGAAGGAGUUGAGGAAGAGUUUUGCUCGCUCCAAGGCCAUCCAUGUGAACAGGACCUAUGAUGAGCAGGUGACCUCUCGGGCCCAGGAGCCCCUAAGCAGUGUUCGUCGGAGGGCACUUCUCCGGAAGGCCAGCUCCCUGCCCCCCACCACAGCCCACAUUCUCAGUGCCCUGCUGGAAUCGAGGGUGAACCUGCCUCAGUACCCCCCUACGGCCAUGGACUACAAAUGCCACCUCAAAAAGCAUAAUGAGCGUCAGUUCUUCCUGGAACUGGUCAAGGAUAUCUCCAAUGACCUUGACCUUACCAGCUUGAGCUACAAGAUCCUCAUCUUUGUCUGCCUCAUGGUGGAUGCUGACCGCUGCUCUCUCUUCCUGGUGGAAGGGGCAGCUGCUGGCAAGAAGAGCUUGGUCUCCAAAUUCUUUGAUGUACAUGCAGGAACCCCACUGCUGCCCUGUAGCACCACAGAGAACUCAAACGAGGUGCAGGUCCCCUGGGGCAAAGGCAUCAUUGGCUAUGUCGGGGAGCAUGGAGAAACAGUCAACAUUCCUGAUGCCUACCAGGAUCGAAGAUUCAAUGACGAAAUCGACAAACUAACUGGAUAUAAGACAAAAUCUCUAUUGUGUAUGCCUAUCCGAAGCAGUGAUGGUGAGAUUAUCGGUGUGGCCCAAGCGAUAAAUAAGAUUCCUGAAGGUGCUCCAUUUACUGAAGAUGAUGAAAAAGUUAUGCAGAUGUAUCUUCCAUUUUGUGGUAUUGCCAUAUCUAACGCUCAGCUAUUUGCUGCCUCAAGGAAAGAGUAUGAAAGAAGCAGGGCUUUGCUAGAAGUGGUUAAUGACCUUUUUGAAGAACAGACUGACCUUGAGAAAAUUGUCAAGAAAAUAAUGCAUCGGGCCCAAACUCUGUUGAAAUGUGAACGCUGUUCUGUUUUACUCCUAGAGGACAUUGAAUCACCAGUGGUGAAGUUCACCAAAUCCUUUGAACUGAUGUCUCCGAAGUGCAGUGCUGAUGCUGAGAACAGUUUCAAAGAGAGCAUAGAGAAAUCGUCAUACUCCGACUGGCUAAUAAACAACAGCAUUGCUGAGCUGGUGGCUUCUACAGGCCUUCCGGUGAACAUCAGCGAUGCCUACCAGGACCCUCGCUUUGAUGCCGAGGCUGACCAGAUAUCUGGUUUUCACAUAAGAUCUGUUCUCUGUGUCCCUAUUUGGAAUAGCAACCACCAAAUAAUUGGAGUGGCUCAAGUGUUAAAUAGACUUGAUGGGAAACCUUUUGAUGAUGCAGAUCAACGACUGUUUGAGGCAUUUGUCAUCUUUUGUGGCCUUGGCAUCAACAACACAAUUAUGUACAAUCAAGUGAAGAAGUCCUGGGCCAAGCAGUCUGUGGCUCUUGAUGUGCUGUCAUACCACGCAACGUGUUCAAAAGCUGAGGUUGACAGGUUUAAGGCAGCCAACAUCCCUCUGGUGUCAGAACUUGCCAUCGAUGACAUACAUUUUGAUGACUUUUCUCUUGAUGUUGACGCCAUGAUCACAGCUGCUCUUCGGAUGUUCAUGGAGCUGGGGAUGGUGCAGAAGUUUAAAAUCGACUAUGAGACACUGUGCAGGUGGCUUUUGACAGUGAGGAAAAAUUACCGAAUGGUUCUGUACCACAACUGGAGACAUGCCUUCAACGUGUGCCAGCUGAUGUUUGCAAUGUUAACUACCGCCGGGUUUCAGGAGAUCCUGACGGAGGUGGAGACCUUAGCGGUGAUUGUGGGAUGUCUGUGUCAUGACCUCGACCACCGGGGGACCAACAAUGCCUUCCAAGCCAAGAGCGGAUCUGCCCUGGCCCAGCUCUAUGGAACCUCUGCUACCUUAGAGCAUCACCAUUUUAACCAUGCUGUGAUGAUCCUUCAAAGUGAGGGUCAUAACAUCUUUGCUAAUUUAUCCUCCAAGGACUAUAGCGACCUUAUGCAGCUUUUGAAGCAGUCAAUAUUGGCAACAGACCUCACACUGUACUUCGAGAGGAGGACUGAAUUUUUUGAACUUGUCAGUAAAGGAGAAUACGAUUGGAACAUGAAAAACCAUCGUGAUAUAUUUCGAUCAAUGUUAAUGACAGCCUGUGACCUUGGAGCCGUGACCAAACCGUGGGAGAUCUCAAGACAGGUGGCUGAACUUGUAACCAGUGAGUUCUUCGAACAAGGAGAUCGGGAGAGGUCAGAACUUAAACUCACUCCUUCAGCUAUUUUUGAUCGGAACCGGAAGGAUGAACUGCCUCGGUUACAAUUGGAGUGGAUUGACAGCAUCUGCAUGCCUUUGUAUCAGGCGUUGGUGAAGGUCAAUGUGAAACUGAAGCCGAUGCUGGAUGCAGUGGCUGUGAACAGAAGUAAGUGGGAAGAGCUGCACCGGAGAAGGCAGCUCGGCCCAUCUGCCUCGCCCUCUGCCAGCCUCACAGUGGCCGGGGAAGACAGAAACUAACCACCGAGGCCAGCUGCUGCGGCAAAAUGCAUCCUGCAGAGCCAGCUUCAGUCCAGCCCCAUCAUCCUUUUGUUCCUUAAAGUUCAGAUUGACAUGAAGUCUCGGGGAUGACUGGGGCCUUUCCGCCUGAAAUGUGGUCAGCAGGGGAGAGCUUGGUGGGGAGCACAGAGGAGGAACUGGGGGUGGGGGCACGCCCCAGGACCUUCAGCUUUCCCUGGAGCAAACACACACUAAGACUGAGACAAGGCACUGGGCAGAGGAUGGCUGUGCAUCCAGGACCUGAGGCCAGCCAGCCCUGCUCAUUCUGAGCCAAGGGAACAUGGAACAGCAAAGGCGUCAUUAGCGCCACUUCAUUUCGUGAGCAGCUCUUCUGUUAUAAGCCAGACAAUGCCUGUCUUUGCGUCCUCUCCUGAGCACCCUUUUGUGCCACACUGUCCCAAGAAUCCCCGUUUGUGUUCUGUAAAGGAAUUUCAUUUGUAUCCUAAAGCUUCUUAAUGAGGGGUCAGAGCCUUUAGAACUGCCUACCUAAAAGAUAGACUCUAUUAUCCUUACAAAUGCCAGCCUUUCCCAGUUUUCCCCUGGCAAGGUCCAUAGUGGCAAUACAGCAAAUGUGUGUCUGAUUGGCAUUCAUACACAACUCAUAUUGCCCUGGGAUUGGGGGCUCUCUUCAGUUUUUUAAUUCAACCUUCAUUGUAGACCAAGUUUUCUCCCAGAAAGAAUGGAUUAAUAGGUUUUAAUUAAAGCAAGGAUGAAAGGAAAUCUUUAGUUAGACUUACCACAAGUAACCCAGGAACGUUUAGGAGCCAUUUUCAACAGUGAGACAUUUCCGUGGAGAAUGAUCAGGGACUAUCUUGACGUCUUCUAGUGAUGAGUUUUGUAUAAAAUGUAAGGUUACUACUGGUGCCAAGCUAAAGCCAAGCAGGGGUCCCCAAUUUUGGAUUUGUCGUUAAGUGCAAGAAAUAAUGCUUGAAAAGUUAAGAAAUAACAGUCUGUGCAGAGAACAAAUUUCUGUAGGAAGCUACAUUUAUAGUAAGAAUAAACUAUAUUACAUAGA
This is a messenger RNA of Manis pentadactyla (Chinese pangolin), 4012 nucleotides long. It is a transcript of the gene PDE11A, whose product is annotated as phosphodiesterase 11A. The record is from RefSeq and is a predicted model, not a curated record. The transcript is spliced from 20 exons. NCBI's taxonomy places the organism in Eukaryota, Metazoa, Chordata, Mammalia, Pholidota, Manidae. Gene Ontology annotation, molecular function: 3',5'-cyclic-nucleotide phosphodiesterase activity; protein binding. Gene Ontology annotation, biological process: signal transduction. The coding region runs from base 157 to 2958 and encodes 933 amino acids.